AUGAGCCCGACCGAGGAGCUUCUACGACGCGCCAGCGACGACAACAACAGCACAGACUCGUCCUCGGGCGGAGUCGUCAACAAUGGAACAGUAGGCACCCCUUCGUGCGCUCUCGACGCUACCGUUGAUGGGCAGCGCGUCUACUCGCCCGACUCCGUACCGGGCAAGGAAUGUGCCGAGGCCCUCCCGCCCGUCUUUCCUUUCAAUGAGGUCCGUAUCAGGUCGCCGGACGACUCACUGAGACUCACCUUUAUGCCCUAUGGCGCAAGCGUCAAGGAGGUCUACGUCAAGGACCGCGAGGGAGCUUGGCAGGACGUCAUUCUCGGCUUUGAUAAUGCGACCAAUUACGGGACUGAUACGGCGCACAACUACUUUGGUCCCGUCGUCGGGCGCUACGCCAACCGCAUCAAGAACGGCACCUUUGAGCUCGAUGGCAAGACGUACAAGACGCCGCUGAACGAAAACAACGUCGACACGCUGCACGGCGGCAAGGAGGGCUAUGACCGGGCGUCGUGGCAGAUCAAGUCGCUCAACGACUCGUCCGUCGAGUUUAUGCACACCGACCCGGAUGGUAACCAGGGCUUCCCUGGCGAGGUCAACACGACCGUCACCUACACUCUCGAGCGCAACGCUUCCUGGUCCAUCCGCAUGCACGCCACGGCCAGCAAGAAGACACCACUCAUGCUCUCCUCUCACGUCUACUGGAACCUCAAUCCUCAAUCCUUCAAUGCCAGCAGCGAUGCCCGUCCCAUCCUCGACCACGUCGUACAUAUGCCUUACGUGACCAAGUACAUCAAGACGGAUGGCAUCCUGAUCCCCACGGGCGAAACCCCCAAAGUCGACGGGACCGCCUACGACUUCCGCCAGGCUGCCACGUUGCGCUCCAAGUUCGACCAGACCGAGGGUGUGUGCGGCACAGGCUGCCAGGGAUGGGACAGCUGUUGGGUCGAGGAUGCCGGUCACCCGCAACAGAGCCCCUCGAUGGAAGUGUACAGCCCGGAUUCGGGGAUCAAGCUGAGCAUCACGACCAACCAGGAGGCGUGGCAGAUCUACACCACUGCGGGGCUCAAUGGACCGACCAAGGCGUCCAUUCCGAGGAAGAGGGCGCACGGGGGUGAUGGGAGCUUGGACAAGAUCUACGAGAACUACUCAGCCAUGGUCAUCGAGGCGGAGGAUUGGAUUGACGCUAUCAAUAACCCGGAGUGGGGCCGUAACCAGAUCUACGGGGAAGGGCGUGACUACCAGUGGGAGGCAAAGUACCAGUUCAGCACGGUGGACCAGAACGGCAAGGACAUGUAG
Molecule: messenger RNA, 1299 nt
Organism: Jaminaea rosea
Lineage: Eukaryota; Fungi; Basidiomycota; Exobasidiomycetes; Microstromatales
Product: galactose mutarotase-like protein
Exons: 3
Coding region: 1-1299 (432 amino acids)
Biological process (GO): beta-D-galactose catabolic process via UDP-galactose, Leloir pathway; glucose metabolic process
Molecular function (GO): carbohydrate binding; aldose 1-epimerase activity
Source: RefSeq, a predicted model, not a curated record